Messenger RNA from Ylistrum balloti, 471 nucleotides. RefSeq names its product perlucin-like. Lineage: Eukaryota; Metazoa; Mollusca; Bivalvia; Pectinida; Pectinidae. The record is from RefSeq and is a predicted model, not a curated record. The transcript has 5 exons. The coding region runs from base 1 to 471 and encodes 156 amino acids.
AUGUGGUCCAUCAUUCUUGUUUUAACCUUCUGUAUCUUACAAGCCAAUGCCGACUGUCCUGAUGGCUACAUGAAACAUCACGGAUCCUGCUACCGAUUUCACCAUACCGAGUUCACCUGGCCGGAGGCUGUGUCAUUCUGCCGUGCAUUCAAUUCCCAUCUACUGAAAUUGGAAACAGAAGCUGAAUUUACAUUUGUUCGAGGAAAGGCAAAGGAAUCGGGAGGUGAUGGCUAUUGGACAGGUGGGUCUGAUGCUGUGGAAGACCGUAACUGGAUAUGGGCGGAAACAGGAAGUGCACUGGCCUUGACGGGAGACUGGGGACCAAAUGAACCUGAUAACGCAGCUGGUAGAGAUUGUCUCGGACUUUGGGGGGCAGGAGAUUUCCAACUUGGUGCAUACGACUGCCGCCAUUUAUUAAGACCCAUAUGUGAAGUAGAUAUUGAGACACCUGCUCAAGGAAUUGUUGGUUAA